Dracunculus medinensis (Guinea worm) is the source of this 2730-nucleotide messenger RNA. Lineage: Eukaryota; Metazoa; Nematoda; Chromadorea; Rhabditida; Dracunculidae. The record is from the annotation of a GenBank genome assembly.
GGGUCGCAAAUUUCAGUUUCCAUUGACAACAUAAAAGAAAUUCGCAUUGGAAGAACCACUGAUCUUUUUCAUUCAUCUGAGAAUUCUGCAGCAGAAAUUCAGGAGGAAUGUGCUUUUUCGAUAAUUCAUGGUGAUAACUAUGAGAGUUUAGAUUUAAUUGCCCAUUCUCCUGAAGAUUCAAAUAUAUGGGUAACGGGCCUUAUGAAUUUGAUAAAUAAAAGUAUAUGGAUUGGCUCAGUUUUUGAUGAAGAAGAUUCGGAUAAAAAAGGAUUUAUAAGUGAAAAUUUAGCGAUACGUUUAAUAAUGCAAAUGAAUAAUCGCUUGUUGAUUGGUAGGAUCAAACAUAAAAUAAUGAUCCUAUCUUAUCAUAUAAUUGGAUCAUUUGAUCGCGAAAUUGAUAAAACAUUCUCUAAUCUGACUAAUAAGUUGCAAUUUUUUCUUUUUAAGGAUGUUGCCACAAGACCAGAAGUUUACUUUCUAAUGGUGCGGUAUGCAAAUAAGGAUUAUCUCACUUGGAGAGAUUUACAAGUUUUUCUCGAAACUGAACAAGGAAUGAUGGGUGUCACUGAAGAUCUCUGCGAAACGAUUAUUGAACAACAUGAACCAUCAGAUGAAGCUAAAGCGAAUAAUUUUAUGACCGUUGAUGGGUUCACAAAUUAUUUACUAGAUGAAGAAUGUCAGCUAUUUGAUAGAAAUCAUCGAAUUAUCUGCCACGAAAUGAACCAUCCAUUUUCAAGUUAUUUUAUUGCAACAUCUUACAAGACAUAUUUAGUAGAGGACCAAAUAAAAGGACCAGCUAGUGCUGAAGGAAUUACCACAGCACUUAAAAGGAAUUGCAGAUUCAUUGAAUUAGACUUGUGGGAUCCAAUACAAAGUGACAACGAAAAUGAGCCAAUGAUUUGUCGGCUUAAAGCGGCCCAUUCGAAAUUGACGGCAUCAGCUGCAUUUCACAUUAUAAAUGAAGUCGCUUUUGAGCGUUCCAGAUUCAUGAAAUAUAUUUUUGGAUAUCCUUUAUUUAUUCGACUGGUAAUCCAUCUAAGCGUUCAAUGGCAACUAAAUCUCGUUCAAUUAUUGCAAACAAUUUUUGGCAAUAAACUAUAUCAACCAACGUUAGAUCGGAUUGAUUGGAUCAAUAAUAAACGACUUCCAAGUCCAAGGGAUUUUUUGACGAAAAUCAUUAUUGUGGGCAAGAAGAUAGAGUCAACCGAUGAAAGCGAGGUGAGUGAAGAUGAAACAAAAAUAACAUUGUCAGAGUGUCACGAUAGCGGAAGGAUAGCUAUUUGUAGAAAAUUAUCGGAUCUUUUUUGUCCAUGGGCAAUAUUCACGAAUGUCUCAGAUUUAUCACAGGCCUCAGAUAAAAUUGGUAACAAAUUUCAUUUUUCUGAGAACAUUUUGCAAUAUUUGUAUAUACAUAUAUAUAUAUAUAUAUAUGUUUAUCAAAGGAUAAAGAAUAAUCAAAUGAUAAACAUUUGCAGAGUCGAUUCAUCAAAUAUGAAUCCGCAGGAAUUUUGGAAUCGAGGAGUACAACUGGUUGCACUUAAUUAUCAAACACCUGGUCUUAUGAUGGAUUUACAGGAAGGGAAAUUUUCUGACAAUGGUGGAUGUGGUUAUAUUUUAAAGCCAUCGAUUAUGAGGGAUCAUUUUUUCACUUUUGGUGAUAAGUUGCCAUUUCCGCCACAGAUACUACAUUUGCGAAUCUUAUCGGGCCAACAGUUACCUCGACCACGGGGUUCAACAGCUAAAGGUGACUCAGCAGAUCCAUAUGUGAUUGUUGAAAUAUUUGGUAUACCUAUGGAUUGCGCAGAAGUACGCACGAAAACAAUUAAAAACGACAGCGUGAAUCCAUCCUUUGACGAAACUUUUCAAUUUGAAAUUACUGUCCCAGAAUUAGCGUUGGUUCGUUUUUUGGUAUUAGAUGACGAUUAUAUUGAUGAUGAUUUUAUUGGGCAAUACACAGUACCAUUCGAAUGUCUUCAGAAUGGUUAUCGCCAUAUUCCUCUAAUGAACAAUGAAGGUAAUGCGCUGGAUAAGUCGACUUUAUUUAUUCAUACAGCAGUAACAAAUCGAAGAGGAGGAGGAAAACCAAAGAAACGAGGAAUGUCAGUGAAAAGAAAAAGUCAACGAAUUAACACCGGAAUGAAAUUAAUUGGCGUUAAAAGCAUCGAUGAUUUAUUCAAAAUUGCCGCCUUGCCGUUAGCUGAUUCAAUUCAAAUGCGAUCCAAAUUAGAAGCUACGAUGAUUAAUUGGCAAGAGGACUGUGGUAUAGGUCCAACUGGUACUGUAAGACAAGGUCUCCGAGUAAUGCACACAAGAAUGCUGCAUCCAAUAAUAGAAACGCGUGGUGUCAUUCCUGAACGUUUGCAACGAACGAUCGAUUCACUGAAACGUUUAAUAGAAAUCUGCGAACAAAUUUUAAUUUCCAUGGAUAUGCUUUUGAUAAAGUUAGAAGAUACAACUAAGAAGAUAAGCAGUUCAUAUAAUAAACUGCCAGAGAUUUGUGCAGAAACUGGCUUACGCGGUUUAAAGGUUAUACGUGCUUCCGAAAAUUUCGCCUGGAAUGUUCGCUUAUUGAAAGCGCAGUUGACGCUAAUGAGCAAAACACAAACAGAAGCAAACGAUAUUUUUACUCAGGUUCGAGAUUCCAUUUCGUUUAAUGGCAUGCGAAUAGGCAAAAUGAAGAAUAUUUAUAAAGUGCUAGCUCACCCUUGGACAAAAAUUUACUUUAAAUAA